AUAAAUGAAAUGGGCAAUCAUUCCAUUGUGACAGAAUUUCUUCUAAUGGGAUUUUCAGAUGACUAUGAUAUGCAAGCUUUACAUUUUGUGAUAUUUCUCUCUGUUUAUUUAAUGGCUGUAGUGGGAAAUAUUUUGAUCAUCAUAGCUGUGGCACUAGACCAUCAUCUUCAUAGUCCCAUGUAUUUCUUUCUGGCCAACCUUUCGUUUUUGGAUGUUUGCUACAUCUCUACUACAGUUCCUAAAUCCAUAGCUGUUUCAAUAACAAAAAACAAUGUGAUUUCUUUUGCCGGAUGUGUUGUGCAGGUCUUCUUAGUUGUCACAUUUGUUGGAGGUGAACUUUUUUUGCUCACCAUCAUGGCCUAUGACCGAUAUGUAGCCAUCUGCCACCCUCUGCAAUACAAUAUGAUCAUGAACUGGAGUGCCUGCAUUCAGAUGGCAGCUGCGGCCUGGAUAAGCACCCUGAUCCAUGCAAUGCUAGAAACUAGUCUGACUUUCAGGGUGACCUUUUGUGGAUCCAAUAAGAUUGGACAAUAUUUCUGUGAUAUGCCUCUAUUACAAAAGAUUUCUUGCUCCGAUACAAAAGUUCAUCAAAUUAUCACUAUGGUCAUUGCGGUCAAUGGAAGCACAUUUUGCAUUGGACUCCUGCUUGUUUCUUACGGAUAUAUCUUUUCUGCAGUGCUGAAGAUUCCAUCAGUUCAAGCAAGAUACAAAGUUUUCUCAACCUGCACUCCUCAUCUGACUGUGUUUUCCUUAUUUAUGACCACGGUUAUAUUCUCAUAUAUGAUUCCAAAAACACUUUCAACUCCCAUUGUGGAUUUGGUUUCUGCCUGUCUGUAUACCGUUUUGCCACCCGUUCUAAAUCCCAUCAUUUAUUGUUUAAGAAAUAAAGAUGUACAAAAAUCUUCUUGGAGAAUAGCCUCCACAUUAAAGCAACUUCUAGGAUAA
Molecule: messenger RNA, 945 nt
Organism: Python bivittatus (Burmese python)
Lineage: Eukaryota; Metazoa; Chordata; Lepidosauria; Squamata; Pythonidae
Product: olfactory receptor 14A16-like
Biological process (GO): G protein-coupled receptor signaling pathway
Cellular component (GO): membrane
Molecular function (GO): olfactory receptor activity; G protein-coupled receptor activity
Source: RefSeq, a predicted model, not a curated record